Molecule: messenger RNA, 1035 nt
Organism: Penicillium diatomitis
Lineage: Eukaryota; Fungi; Ascomycota; Eurotiomycetes; Eurotiales; Aspergillaceae
Product: yippee/mis18 family protein
Exons: 1
Coding region: 1-1035 (344 amino acids)
Source: RefSeq, a predicted model, not a curated record
AUGCUCUCGUCGCAGGACUACUCUUUCCGUUCGCUCCUCUUCCCCCAAUAUCUCAUUCCAUCGUUUCUCCCCAACUCCACCAGAACUCGCAACUCCAUCCAACAACAACCACAGCCACCCGUACCACCAUCCCCAUCUCCAUCGUCCAAAGCCAAGAACAAACAACUCCACGCCCAACCCAACCCCGUCCCACCCUCCAAAUCCCUCACCAACCGCACCUCCUACAUCCGCUGCAUCACCUGCGGCGCCCACCUCUGCUUCACCUCCCAAAUCAUCAGUAAGGGCUUCACCGGCCGCCACGGCCGCGCCUACCUCGUCUCUGCCCAAAGCACAUCGCCCGAUCUCCAUGAACAAUUCCUCCGCAGAUCCUCAUCCUCAUCGACAUCGACAUCACCAUCGGCAUCCACCCUCCAGAAUCAACCCCAGGCCCAGACUCUACCAAACACACACGUCCACCGCCCUGUCAGCCGCCAACUCGUCACGGGUGCCCACACCGUCAGCGAUAUAAGCUGCUUGCAAUGCGGGACCGUGCUCGGAUGGAAAUACGUCGAGGCGGAAGAGGAGUCGCAGCGGUAUAAAGUGGGGAAAUUCAUUCUGGAGACGAAGAAGAUCAUCUCGGCGACGGUUUGGGAGGGCGAAGAUGACCGGGACUUGCGUACAAGAAGGGAAGAAUCUGGUGGAAGUGGGCGGCGCGGAUCGAGGCAGUCGGUGAUCAAUGAGGGAGAGGGAGUUGAAGAUGGGUCUGUUCAUAAGCACGAGCACGAGCACGGGCAAGAUCACGAGCACGAGCACGAGCAUGAGCAUGAGCAUGAGCAGGACUAUUUCUGCGGCCGCGGAAAUGAGCGUGGGUACGAUAAGCAAAACACGCGGAUAGAAGACCCGGCGGACGAGAUUGAAUUUGACAGCCAGGACGAAGAUGAAUGCGAGGAUCUCUUUGCGGGCAUUUGGAGUCCUGGCCUGGCCAACCGCAGACGGAGUCGGAAGCUGGAGAGAAAGCCUGGCUCGAUGGCGGCGACGAUGUUUGGAUUCUCGUGA